This is a messenger RNA of Synchytrium microbalum, 1293 nucleotides long. RefSeq lists its product as uncharacterized. The transcript has 8 exons. Bases 1 to 1293 code for a protein of 430 amino acids. Gene Ontology annotation, cellular component: Mon1-Ccz1 complex; intracellular membrane-bounded organelle. Gene Ontology annotation, biological process: vesicle-mediated transport. The record is from RefSeq and is a predicted model, not a curated record. NCBI's taxonomy places the organism in Eukaryota, Fungi, Chytridiomycota, Chytridiomycetes, Synchytriales, Synchytriaceae.
AUGAUACAGCCAGAGCCGAGCUACUGGUUAAUGAUGAAAGUGAAGCUAGCUACUGCCAUGAGAACUGGUCGUGAUGGAAAAAAGACUCUGGAGCAUCUGGACGCUGAUCUACCUGAUGCCGUCGUGAAACACAUUUUGUGGAGAGCAUACCACGCCUUUAGACUAUUCCACAAAUCCUUUGCUCAUGUCAAUCAUGCUCAAUCGCCCGUGGCUCUCCGGCAACGUCUCGACGAAUUCUUUUCUGGAUACUUGAUGAAACUGACUCCUACUCUAAGUCACCCAGACUUGGUAUCAGCACUAGAAGGAGUCCACUUCCUGCCACUGGAUCGCACGUCGUAUCUGCAAACUGUAUCCUUUGUCCAGGAUCUAGAAGCUCGUUUUGGAAAUGUCACUGCUACAGUGGUUUUAUGGAGACAUCAUCUAGUGUCGAGUGGACUAAAAGAUUUGCUGGAUUUGAAGAGCUUUUAUGAUUACAUUACAGAUCCUGAAACGGGAAAGAUUGCUGAUGGAAUUGUGAGCAUGGUGAAACCCAAAGGAGAGUCGGUGAUUGCAUCGCGACCUACAACACUCAGGCCAACAGCUGCAGCUUUGGCUCUCCAGAACGCCCAUUCAUCAUCGGAUAUAUCAUCAAUGUUGUUUUCAGCAUUGACAUCACGAUCAUCUCGCUUUACUGGAUUUAUUGUGCCGUCCUUUAAUCCCUCAGAGAUUUCCGUCCCUGUGCAUCCGAAAAAGCUGUUUAUUGGACGAGAUGCAGAGGAAAUGUUUGUCGUCCUCUACCAGAAUCAAGACGAAUUGACAAUAGCUCUCUUUAUAUCUACGGCCGAAUCCCACUCACAGACUGUACCUCCAUCGGUACAAGCUAGAGAUCGAACCUUUUAUACUGCUCUGUCUGCAUUCCUAGAGUCCCGGUGUCCUCACUUAUCAUCAGUCAUAUCAGAUGGAUUUUCAAGAACUCGGAAAAUCAGUGAAUAUACCGACCAACACUAUCGAUACCUCUAUUACAAUGCCGCCAACCUGGCCUUCAAGACAUCCAUUGGAACUUCAAAAUCCGCGAUGGUCACUCCCGAAAUUGCGCAGUGUCUCAACGAAAUACAUGAAGACUUUGAAAGUACGGCUCUAAAUUUGACUGAAACAAGUGUUCGAUCUGUUGCAGAGUUUUGGAUCUUAGCACGGAAAUCUGAAGGACGUGAGUUCUAUCUGGUCCUACCAAAGGCAGAAAUGACUCUACUCGACGUGGACGAGGAAAUGCAGAAAUUGACACACUCGUACUUUUCGAAUAUCUUUUUGGAUUAA